AUGAGUAUUCGCAGCAGGAGAGCCACACUCCAUCGAGUAUUCUCUCCACGGACGCAGUAUCUGCCAAUUGGUGCGGCAGUAGUAUGGUUUAUCACCCUUUUUAUUCUCCUAAUCUAUUGGCUCGCGGUCGGACGACCACGAUAUUCAUCUCAGGAGGGUGCAGUAGCUUUCAUAUCCGACGUCGGAGCUCAAGUCCUCAAACCACUCUUCGUCGUCGGAUGCGUGCUCACUAGCCUCUUUUUCCUUGGCACCCUCCUCGUGGUUCAUCUCAUUCACGCAAUCACAUAUCCCGGAAGGAUACAAGCGUCGGAUGCUGUUUCGCCUGGAGAGAGCUUUGACACUCUCCAAUACCGAGGAACACAUCAACGCUUUCUAGCAAUCUUUGCACUCUCCCUCUUCAUCGGCGUCAUUGCGUCCGUUGUACUCAGCGGGCAACUCUUCUUCGCACACCGACAUAUCAAAUGGCUGAAAACAAGCUUUGUCCUCAAGCUUUCGACGGCCCUCGUCUUGAUAUCGGUGGGGGUAGCAUUUGUCUCCCGACUUGCAACUACAGAACGCGGUGUUGACAUUGGAUAUAAUCAAGCGGGGAUAUUGGAAUGGACGCUCGGUCUCAUUUUCGUCUUUUACGUUCUCACUUUUUGGUAUGACCUACGAACAAUGCUCACACCCAUACCGGCCGAUCGCGGUAGUUCGGCACCUCAGGACUCGCCUCGUCACAUGCCAAUAGCCGUGUAG
This is a messenger RNA of Serendipita indica DSM 11827, 735 nucleotides long. The record is from the annotation of a GenBank genome assembly. NCBI's taxonomy places the organism in Eukaryota, Fungi, Basidiomycota, Agaricomycetes, Sebacinales, Serendipitaceae.